Molecule: messenger RNA, 2669 nt
Organism: Guyanagaster necrorhizus
Lineage: Eukaryota; Fungi; Basidiomycota; Agaricomycetes; Agaricales; Physalacriaceae
Product: glycoside hydrolase family 37 protein
Exons: 10
Coding region: 78-2402 (774 amino acids)
Biological process (GO): trehalose catabolic process
Cellular component (GO): cytoplasm
Molecular function (GO): calcium ion binding; alpha,alpha-trehalase activity
Source: RefSeq, a predicted model, not a curated record
UGCCUUUACCCCACAUUGUUUCCGCUCAUUCCUUUCCUUUCAUCCAUUAUCUCUUCGUCUUUUUCUUUUUCUCCUUUAUGGCGCCCAUUCUUAAUCAUCCAACCGGCGUGUCAUUUAUUGACGACCAGGCAAGCAAACCCGUCAAUGUUGAUGCUGCCACUUAUUACGGAGGCGGGGAGUCAUUUACACGUUCCCGGACGUACAGUCACUCUCACAUCCAUGGCUACAAGCCUAAGCGAGCACCGGCCUUUGAGGAAGACUGGCACUUGAGACCACGUCGUAUGUCCCAUGACGAGAAAGCCGUCACCGCUCCUAGGCGGUUCCUGAUUGACGUCGAGGAGACCAUUCGAGUCGUUCUGGAGCAGGAAGAUACCGACGGAGACCUUCAGAUAAGUGUCACCGACGCUGGCCCGAAGAUGAUGGCGUUGGGAACGGCGACGAGCAAUGGUUUUAAGACAUUUGAUAUUCGGGGCACAUAUAUGCUCUCCAAUCUGCUACAAGAGCUUGCUCUCGCACGCGACCAUAAUAGAAAGAGAAUCGUCCUCGACGAAGCCAGGCUCACCGAGAAUCCUGUUGAUCGUUUGUCACGUAUGAUCAAGAACUCGUUCUGGCACUCCCUGACGCGGCGUAUUGAUGGUGACGGCCUUGAAAUCAUUACUGCUGAUCCAAAGAACCGCACAGGUCGAUCCAGCCCACGAAUUUACGUUCCCUACGGUGAACCUGCCAUGGCCGAAUAUUAUCGAAAAGUCGCUAAAGAGAAGCCACACAUGAAUCUUGAUGUACAGGUUCUUCCCGAGAAACCUGACGACCCCGCUUUCGUGAAGAGCCUAAACUCUAAACCUGGCAUCCUCGCUCUGGCAAUGAACGAAGUAGACGAUGGCAAAGGUGGAAAGACCUUGAAGGGCAUUCCCUUCAUCGUUCCUGGUGCACGAUUCAACGAGCUCUACAACUGGGACUCAUACUUCAUAUCUCUAGGACUCCUCGUCGAUGGCCAGGUGACUAUGGCCAAAGGCAUGGUCGACCAUUUCAUCUUUGAAAUUCGACAUUACAACAAGAUCCUAAACGGCAAUCGAAGCUACUAUCUUUGUCGUACACAGCCACCAUUCCUCACAGACAUGGCUCUUCAGAUCUACAAUCAGCUCGACCAGUCUGACGUUGAUGGCAACCGGGCUUGGCUGAAACGCGCUAUUCAAGCAGCUAUCAAGGAGUAUCACACUGUGUGGGUUGCGGAGCCUCGCAUGGAUCCCAAAACCGGACUGUCGCGCUAUCGCCCAGACGGCCUCGGGAUACCUCCCGAGACGGAGGCCUCUCAUUUCACUCACAUCCUUGAGCCCUAUGCCGAGAAGCAUGGCCUUUCUGUUCUGGAGUUCAGCGAAAAAUACAACGACGGAACGUUGCAGGAGCCCCAGCUAGACGAGUACUUUCUGCACGAUCGUGCCGUACGCGAAUCUGGACACGACACUACGUAUAGGUUUGAAAAGCGGUGUGCAAACCUUGCGACCAUCGACCUGCAGGCGUUGCUAUACAAGUACGAGGUUGACAUCGGAACUGCAAUCCGAGAGGUGUUCGAUGACGAACUUGAGUUGGAUGAGGAUUUCCCGCUGUCACCGUUCCCUCCUUCAGUGGAAGCAUAUUCGAACCCUCGCAGGGAAAGUUCACGCAAGAGGGUUCAGCGGAGUGAUGAGUGGUUCAAGAGGGCAGCGUUUCGGAAGGAGAUGAUUGACAGGCAUCUUUGGAACGAAACGAAGGGUCUUUACUUCGAUUACGAUACGGUUAAAGAGAAGCAGAUAUUGUAUGAGAGUGUGACCGCGUUUUGGCCACUUUGGGCUGGCUGUGCCAGUGAGGAACAAUGUCGGAAGCUUGUAUCGCAUUCAUUGAAAAAGUUCGAAGUUCUGGGUGGUGUCGUGUCAGGGACCGAAGAGUCUCGCGGGAAGAUUUCCUUGGACCGGCCUAACCGACAGUGGGAUUAUCCGUAUGCAUGGCCUCCUCACCAGAUCGUGAUUUGGGUAGGGCUAGAACGAUAUGGAUAUCUCGAAGAAGCGCAACGACUAGCCUAUCGUUUCCUGUAUAUGAUGACCACUGCUUUCGUUGAUUUCAAUGGGGUCGUUCCCGAGAAGUUUGAUGCCGUCAAGCUGUCGCACCUAGUAGAUGCGGAGUAUGGCAAUCAGGGUGUUGACUUCAAGAUGGUGCCGCGUGAAGGUUUCGGUUGGAUGAACUCCGCGUAUCAGGUCGGCUUGUCGUUCUUGACGACACACAUGCGUAGGGCUGUUGCUGCGUGUACCAGCCCGGAGGUCUUCUUUGGCGCUCCCUCUGGGACUGAUUCUGUCAUUGCAAGCCGAAAUGUACCUAUGACUGAUCCCCUGGGUCUAGCCAUGGAUGCCCUUGAUAUUACUUCGCAGUAAAUGCAUAGAUUUAACUUACCUCUGUCGCUCCUGUUUUGUCGAACGGGUUUUUUUCCACCUUUUAUUUAUGCUCGAGGAUUCAUUACUAAUUUGGGGCAUUUUAUCCUCGAUGUACCACACUGUAGAUCAUACAGUAACCAUCCAAUCAAUUCGACUCCGUACCUAUCAUAGUUAUAGUAAUUCUUGUUUUCGCGUUUUCUUCCGUGAGCGUAGACCAAGUUGUCGAGAUGCGUGUUGAUAUGGAUGAGGCUACUCCGCCUGUUGAAG